This is a messenger RNA of Calliphora vicina (urban bluebottle blowfly), 1323 nucleotides long. It is a transcript of the gene tan, whose product is annotated as C45 family peptidase tan. Bases 52 to 1215 code for a protein of 387 amino acids. The transcript is spliced from 7 exons. NCBI's taxonomy places the organism in Eukaryota, Metazoa, Arthropoda, Insecta, Diptera, Calliphoridae. The record is from RefSeq and is a predicted model, not a curated record.
UUAGUAUUGAACGAAAACGUCUAGUUUCAUCAUCUCUAUUAAAGUCACAAAAUGAGCGCUAAAAAUAUUCCCCGUCGCCAGGCUAUACCUGUGCUCUACACCCGCGGUACCCACUAUGAUGUGGGUUUUGACAUGGGUCGCACAUUUGCAUCGAUGAUUAAAAACUUUUUGCUCUUAUCUUCGCCAUUAAUUGAAGUUUAUUUACCUCUGUAUGCUACAGAAAAAGGAAAGAAUGCUUAUAAUGAAACAUUGGAAAGCGUUAAGAAAUCAUUCCCUCAAUAUAUCAGAGAAUUGGAAGGUGUGGCAGACGGUGCCCAAGUAGAAUUCCACAAGUUAUUCCUAUUGCAUAUGGAUGAAAUUUUACCACAAAGCCUUAAAUACUUAAAUGCUGUGGACAAAAAACAACCCACCGGAUGUUCAACUAUUAUCUUGAAUGGUGAAAAAGAACGUGUUUUAGCUCACACCGAAGAUGCUCUAACAGAAACUUUAAAUCACUACUAUUUUGUGGUUGCUCACAUUAUUAAUGAUACACCACAGGGUAAAUACAAUGUUAAGGAGGAACGUUUCAUGUCCUUAUGUUAUGCCGGACAUUUGCCCGGAUACACAAUGAACUAUAAUCAUCACGGUUUGGUAUUUUCAAUCAACACUUUGUCAGCUGAAGUAUUGAGAAGUGGUAAAAUACCCCGUCACUUCCUUACAAGAGCUUUAUUGAGUGCAGAAAACUUCGACCAAGCUUUGGAUAUUUUAAAAGAUGCUGGAGUUGGUGCUGCUGAUGGUUGCUCCAUUAACAUUAAUUUCGUCAAUGAUCCCUCCAACUUGUGUUACAACAUUGAAAUGGCUCCGACUGUAGGCAAUACCAACGAAUCUCGUUUGGAUAUUAAGAAAAUGGCUAAAGGAGAACAUAAUUAUCAUACUAACCAAUAUGAACGUAUUGAGACUGAACAAGCUAAUCAAUUGCAAGUAGAUUCAAGUGUAUCUCGCAUGCAUACAUUCAGCACUUACAAGCCACCCCAAACUAAAAGCGAUGUUGUUGAAAUGUUGGGCGACUGCAGCGGCGGUGAACAUUGUGUUUUCCGUGAGGACGGUACCCUCGAGCAAUUGGUUAAGACAAUAUGCGUGGGCGUUUUCGAUUUAAAUGAAAAAACUGUUGCAUUGUACUCCGAUAAUCCACGUAAUAAUGAGCCACAAGUUGUAUUGCCAUUGAUAUUGAAAUAAUUGUUAGAAUUGCUUACAUACUUACAUAUAUUUAUUUUAUGUAUUUCUGUUUAUCAAAUGAAAUUAAACACUGUUGUAGUGAUAAAGUAUUAAUAUAAUUAAAAUUAA